Molecule: messenger RNA, 1373 nt
Organism: Harmonia axyridis
Lineage: Eukaryota; Metazoa; Arthropoda; Insecta; Coleoptera; Coccinellidae
Product: syndecan
Exons: 5
Coding region: 160-801 (213 amino acids)
Biological process (GO): cell migration
Cellular component (GO): cell surface; membrane
Source: RefSeq, a predicted model, not a curated record
UGUGUUGUUCACUGUCCCAAACGGAACGAACCUCAUUGAUCACUUUAGUUGAGUAGUGAACGUGAAUGUGUAUUCCCGUUCUGCCGUUUUUUUCGUGCCAUAUUAAGUUUUGAAAUAACACAAAGUCGAGUUUAAUCGACUUACAAACUCUAUUUAGUGAUGUAUUUGAGGAUAUAUUCAAUCCUAUGUUACGCAGUCCUGAUAGGAUUUGCUGCUGCUAUACAGAACAAUCCUCAACACAACAGUGAUAUCGGAUUCAACGAUGAUGCAGGCAUUGAAGGAAGCGGCAAUGACGGUGAGGUGACCCAUGACUUGGAGUCCAGUGGGUCUGGUUUUGGACCAGAUGAUGAAGAUACACCCAUAGAGCCACACAUAACUCCAAGGGUGAAAAACAACUUGGACACGAGAAAACCGAGCGAAACUGUUCCAACGAAUACACUGGACACCCCUGAGGUCAGAAAUCCACCUCACGAGACCAAUAUCAAUAAUAAUAUCAAUAACAACAAUAACAUCAAUCCAUCUGACGAGGAGACUGAAGUGAAGAGUAUGGAUCCUAGGACAUCGUUCUUCGCACAGCCUGGCAUAUUGGCAGCCGUUAUUGGUGGAGCAGUUGUUGGACUUCUUUGUGCUAUUCUAGUGGUUAUGUUCAUAGUCUACAGGAUGCGCAAAAAAGACGAAGGAUCGUAUUCCUUAGGAGAACCCAAGCCAUCUCCGAAUGCAAAUACUUACAACAGAGACGGACGUCAAGAAACAAUGAAACGUAAAAACCAGACACGGAAAGCCUACAAAUAUGAAUUUUGACAGUCAAGACAAUUAGUCGUAUCGACUAUUUCUAAAAAGCAGCUAUUGUAAUGGACUGAACCGUCGGUUGCAAAAUUUUAAUUGACUUUUAAAGAACUGAUCUUCAAAACUGAGGGACUCAAUCUAUUCGAUGUAAAUUUCACUUGCCGUAUGAACAUAUCUUAUAUGUCGAUUGUCAUUUCCAUUUUGUAUUUAAAUUUCCAGAUGCCAUAAAUUUUAAUCAACUGAUCGGAAAAGUAUAGAAUGAUCGCUACAUUCCUUUUCAAUCAUUAACAAUGUGAAUCAAAUAAAUAUGGGCCUUUUUAAGAGUAUUUCAACUCUCUGGGAUUCAUAAUGUUGAAUCAAUUUUAUCUGUAAUUUUUUUCAGCAUUUUAGUACUCUGCAGCUCAUACUGUAUAAUAAUUUGAAAAGAUAGAAGAGUAUAGCAUUUUUGUGCUUUGUUUCUAUUGAAAUAGUUAUAAAUAAUCAAAUAAUGGAUCCAUUAAUUUUCUUAUUUAUUUAACAUAUUUUUCUUUUAUUGGGAAUAUUUUUGUUGUAUUUUAAAUUAUGAACAAAUAUAUACUUACAAUUCA